AGUAUAUAUUGAUUACAGAUCUGAGAUAAUCGGGACGGGUAUAAAAGAGGGCGCCGGUGAUCGAUCAGGUUAGAGAUCCGCAUAAUGAAGUGCCUGACGCUAUUGGCGCUAUUGUUCCUGGCGACGUUGGCCUACGCCCAAGCCGGAAAGGUCACCAUCAAGGGGGAGUGUGUUAACUGUUCCCACGGACAGACCACCACCACUACCACCCACAAACCUUCAUCCAAGGGCAUCGCGAAUGGCGGCAGGGCCACUGCCAAACCCAAAUCCAAAUCCCCCUCGCCCCGCAGACCAACUUCAUCGGAGGAGGGUGAUGACGACCUUGCCGGCGGCUGGUCGCUGCAUCAAACAGCUGGAGGAUCUCAGUAUAUAGGCAGGCGCUCGAAGCGCCAGUGGGGCGGUCAGUACAUCGAUCUGGGUGGAUCCGGUGGAAGAGGAGCAGGCGGAGGAGGUGGCUGGUCAGGAGGUGGCGUCACCACCAUCGAUUCACGUGGCUAUCCCGGCGGAACCUUAGUGCGCAACAGCGAUUGCGUCGGAUGUAAUAUUCGCGGCUAAUAAUACAGAACAUUACUUUCAAAAUCAAUAAAAAAAAAUUAAAAGUAAAAAUAAUGUA
Drosophila biarmipes is the source of this 613-nucleotide messenger RNA. RefSeq names its product bomanin Bicipital 1 (gene BomBc2). The transcript is spliced from 2 exons. Bases 85 to 555 code for a protein of 156 amino acids. Gene Ontology annotation, biological process: defense response. Lineage: Eukaryota; Metazoa; Arthropoda; Insecta; Diptera; Drosophilidae. The record is from RefSeq and is a predicted model, not a curated record.